Heteronotia binoei (common prickly gecko) is the source of this 717-nucleotide messenger RNA. RefSeq names its product transmembrane 4 L six family member 18 (gene TM4SF18). The record is from RefSeq and is a predicted model, not a curated record. The transcript has 5 exons. Lineage: Eukaryota; Metazoa; Chordata; Lepidosauria; Squamata; Gekkonidae. Bases 115 to 717 code for a protein of 200 amino acids. Gene Ontology annotation, cellular component: membrane.
AGCUCCUGAAAAACAGUCCUUGAAUGUGCAAAAUGACUCAUUGGAAGCAAGAAACUGGUAGCAUUUGAUAGAAACUGAAAGCAAAGUGGCCUCCAUCUUCUCUGGCUCACUGAGAUGGGGUUACAGAAGUUUGGGGGUUGUUUAAGCUGCCUUUUAAUACCCCUCGCACUUUGGAGCAUUGUUAUAAAUGUCCUAUUAUAUUUUCCUGAUGGGAAAACAUGGUAUGCCUUCAGCAACAAUCUCAACUAUGUGUGGCAUUUUGAAGGAAUCUGUUUCUCUGGCAUUAUGAUGCUUCUGCUAGCAGCACUUCUGAUCAUUUUGGAUCAAGAAAUUUUCCCUCGGUGCUGCCAGAGUGAAAGCUGCACCAAAACAUACAGGAGCGUCAUUUCAGUGGUGCUUUCGUUGCUGGGAAUUGCUUUCUCUGGCUACAGCCUCAUCAUAUCAGCCUUGGGCUUAGUGCAGGGCCCAUACUGCAAAACCCCAGCUGGCUGGGAAUAUAUUUUCAAAGACACUGCAGGCAGCUACCUCAUGGAUCACACUACCUGGGCUGAAUGCUCAGAGCCAGCUCAUGUAGUAGAGUGGAACAUCAUUUUGUUUUCUGUUCUGAUCGUUCUCUGUGGCCUUCAGAUGCUGAUUUGCUUUCUGAAAGUGAUCGCAGAGUUAAAGAGGAUACUGUGUGGAACUUAUCCUGUCUUUAUUCAGCCUGGGUUGAUCUGA